AUGCUGAAAGCCUGCAUCUGCUGCUUGUGGUGCCUGACGAAGUGUCUAACAUACCUUAAUCAAAAUGCGUACACGGCGACAGAUAUCAACAUCACCAGUUUCUGUAAGUCGACACGUGACCUACGACACGUCUUCGUCAUCCUAGUAGAGAAUGUCUUCAGAGUGGCCACCAUCAACACCAUGGGCGACUUUGUCCUCUUCCUGGGAAAGGUACUGAUCGUCUCUUGCACGGCGUUCGCCGUUGUGUUGGCACUCAACUACCAGCGGGACUACACGGUGUGGGUGCUGCCCCUGCUCAUCUUCUGCCUGUUCUUCUGGCUGGUGGCCCACUGCUUCCUGUCUGUCUUUGAGAUUGUGGUGGACGUGCUCUUCCUCUGCUUCGCCGUGGACACCAAGCACAACGAUGGCAGCCCCGGCCGAGAGUUCUACAUGGACAAAGCCCUCAUGGUGAGGGGAAGGGAGGCUGGGAAUACAUCUGGCCCUGACCCCAUCCUAUCCUCUACGAUGCAUCUGGCCCACUACAACCUGGGCAUCGUGGCCAAAGUCUCCUUUAUCAUCACCCUGGUGGAGAUCCCUGGCCUUAUCCUCACCUACAUCCACAACCAGCUCAAAAGAAAAGUAUGCAUUUUAUUAGAUUCACUGUCAUAG
Messenger RNA from Salvelinus namaycush (lake trout), 648 nucleotides. Its product is annotated as choline transporter-like protein 1. Gene Ontology annotation, cellular component: membrane. Gene Ontology annotation, biological process: transmembrane transport. Gene Ontology annotation, molecular function: transmembrane transporter activity. The transcript has 5 exons. The record is from RefSeq and is a predicted model, not a curated record. NCBI's taxonomy places the organism in Eukaryota, Metazoa, Chordata, Actinopteri, Salmoniformes, Salmonidae. Bases 1 to 648 code for a protein of 215 amino acids.